Molecule: messenger RNA, 1294 nt
Organism: Nicotiana tabacum (common tobacco)
Lineage: Eukaryota; Viridiplantae; Streptophyta; Magnoliopsida; Solanales; Solanaceae
Source: RefSeq, a predicted model, not a curated record
AAUUUCCACUCCCUGUUGUACAGACUCUGGAGACUGUGACACUUGUUAAUGGCCGUUUCUCACUCGCCUGUCGCUGCAUGUUAUUAAUCUCAGUCAUGAAAACGCCAGAAACCCAUUUAACCUUAAUCGAAACUUAGCAUAAUAACACUCUCCUUCUUUGUUGCACAUUUUAUUUAUUUUCCUAGAAAAAAACCUAGGCUUUUGAUUAGAUUAUUGCGGUGCGUUUGGUUUGAGUGGAGUUGUUAUUAAGCAUGAGAUGGGAAAGAGUGGGUGUACAUGGAGGUGGUGGGCCUGGGAAAAGGUGGGGCCACACCUGUAAUUCUGUCUUCGGAGGUAAGCUUCUCUACGUCUUCGGUGGCUAUGGCAAAGACAACAGACAUUCCAAUAAAGUUCACGUCUUUGACACUGUUAAUCGAAUGUGGAGUGAGCCAGUGAUGAAGGGAGCAUUGCCCACACCUAGGGACAGCCACAGUUGUACAAACAUUGGAGAUAAUCUCUUUGUGUUUGGGGGCACAAAUGGGAGAGAGCCUCUUAACGAUUUGCAUAUUUUGGACACUUCUUCAAAUACAUGGAUAUCACCAAGUCUAAGAGGCGAUCGCCCUAAUCCAAGGGAAGGCCACAGUGCAGCACUUAUUGGAAAACGGCUUUUCAUAUUUGGUGGAUGCGGCAAAUACGAUGACACUGAAAUAUACUAUGAUGAUGUUUAUGUAUUGAAUACAGAGACAUUUGUUUGGAAACGCAUUGCGCCAUCAGGCACUCCGCCAUGUAAGCGUGAGAGCCAUUCCUGUUCGUCUUGGAAUAAUAAGAUCAUUAUCAUAGGUGGUGAAGACAUAUCUAGCUUUUAUUUGUCAGAUGUUCAUAUACUUGACACAGAUACUCUGGUUUGGUGCAAGUUGAAUACUACGGGCCAGAAUUUGCCACCGCGAGCUGGGCAUACGACCGUUGCAUUUGGGAAGAACUUGUUUGUCUUUGGGGGUUUCGCUAAUGACCAGAGCCUAUUUAAUGAUGUUUACGUGCUUGAUGUUGCUGUUCCAUCAAGCCUCUUGUCCCUGAUCCUCUUAUAGGAGAGAAGCUUAAAAAACAAAAAAACAAAACAAAAAAAAAGCACAAGGACAUAGUGAAGAGGGCAGGAGGAAGAAGAAAUCAUGAAGUAUGGAAGAUCACGCCAAGCUCAUGACUCUUCCUGAAAGUAGGAAUGGACUGCAGUGACCAUAUUUGACAUGGAUCUGAGCGGACGAUAAUGGAAGAGAUGGAGCCAGGGGGUUAAGUUUGUUUGUAUAUAUGUGUCUGCUUC